AUGGCAAAGCACACGGUGUCAUCGGCGCGGUUCCGCCGGGUGGACAUGGACGAGUACGACGAGAACAAGUUCGUGGAUGAUGAGGAAGGAGGCGACGGGCAAGCGGGGCCCAAUGAGGGCGAGGUGGACUCGUGCCUGCGGCAAGGGAACAUGAUGGCCGCGCUGCAGGCGGCUCUGAAGAACCCUCCGAUCAACACAAAGAACCAGGCAGUGAAGGAUUGCGCAGAAAGUAUUGUCCUGAAGGUCCUCAUCUCUUUCAAAGCCAACGAUAUUGAGAAGGCGGUGCAGUCGCUGGACAAGAACGGUGUCGACCUGCUGAUGAAGUACAUCUACAAAGGCUUUGAGAGCCCCUCGGACAGCAGCAGCGCUGUGCUGCUGCAGUGGCAUGAGAAGGCCCUGGAUGCUGGAGGAGUAGGGUCCAUUGUCCGCGUUUUAACUGCCAGGAAAACAGUUUAAAUCCAGCAGCGAGUGGUUGUCCGCCACCCACGGCGUGGGAAUUGCUGGUGCAA
Tyto alba (common barn owl) is the source of this 509-nucleotide messenger RNA. Its product is annotated as actin-related protein 2/3 complex subunit 5-like. Lineage: Eukaryota; Metazoa; Chordata; Aves; Strigiformes; Tytonidae. The record is from RefSeq and is a predicted model, not a curated record. Gene Ontology annotation, cellular component: Arp2/3 protein complex; actin cytoskeleton; cytoplasm. Gene Ontology annotation, biological process: Arp2/3 complex-mediated actin nucleation; regulation of actin filament polymerization; cell migration. The transcript has a single exon. Gene Ontology annotation, molecular function: actin filament binding. Bases 1 to 456 code for a protein of 151 amino acids.